This is a messenger RNA of Eptesicus fuscus (big brown bat), 3864 nucleotides long. It is a transcript of the gene ZNF12, whose product is annotated as zinc finger protein 12. Bases 377 to 2455 code for a protein of 692 amino acids. Gene Ontology annotation, biological process: regulation of transcription by RNA polymerase II. The record is from RefSeq and is a predicted model, not a curated record. The transcript is spliced from 5 exons. Gene Ontology annotation, molecular function: DNA-binding transcription activator activity, RNA polymerase II-specific; RNA polymerase II cis-regulatory region sequence-specific DNA binding. Gene Ontology annotation, cellular component: nucleus. NCBI's taxonomy places the organism in Eukaryota, Metazoa, Chordata, Mammalia, Chiroptera, Vespertilionidae.
UGUCGCUUCCUGUCCGAGCCCAGGUCACCGCUGCCCCCGGUGCCCCAGCUUCGGCCUCUGUUGGGCGAGGAUCCCGGGGCCGGCGGGGCCGGGCGCUGUCCGGUCGGGCCGCCACCCAGCGGGCGCGGGGCUGUGCGCUCAAGAGCGUGCGCGCGCGGGCGGAGUGUGGAGCGGGGACCCGGGAGGCGACCCCGGAGCCCGCGGGCCAGGCCCGAGGAGCUGGGCGGCGGCGGCGGCGGCGGCGGCGGGGUCGGGCUGGGCCCGUCUGCAUCGCGGCGGCCCGGCCGAGGCGCGCGGAGCGGUGAGGCCCGGGAGGGACGUCCUCCUGAGUCUGCCUCUGGUUUCACAGUCCUCGUUUUUCCAAGAGCAGCAGAAGAUGGAUAAAUCUCUGGAGCCAGUGUCAUUCAGGGACGUGGCUGUGGACUUCACCCAGGAGGAGUGGCAGCAGCUGGGCCCGGAGCAGAAGACCACCUACAGGGACGUGAUGCUGGAGAACUACAGCCACCUCGUCUCCGUGGGGUGUCACCUUGUCAAACCGGAAGUUAUCAUCAAGCUGGAGCAAGGAGAAGAGCCCUGGAGAGUAGAAGAAGUCCUACUUCACAGUCGCCCAGCAGUCUGGAAAGUUGACCUGAUAGAGAGAGUCCAGGAAAGUGAAGACAAACAUUCCAGGCAAACUCUAUCCAUCAGCAACAAAACCCUGAUUGAAGAGAGAGCUGAUGUUCUUGGUAAGACUUUUAAUGUGGAAAUAAACCCUUUUCCUUCAAGAAAAACAUCCUAUAAAUGUGACUCAUGUGAAAAGAGCUUAAAAUCCACUUCAGAAUAUAUUAGUAGUGACGGAAGCUAUGCAAGAAUGAAGCCUGAUGAAUGUAGUGCCUGUGGGAAAUCGCUUCUCCAUGUGAAGCUUGAGAAAACUCACCCAGGGGAGAAAUCUUAUGAAUUUAAUCAAAAUGGGGAAGCUUAUACUCAAAAUAAAGAAAGUGUUUAUCAGAACGUUCAUAUUCUGGAGAAACCCUUUGACUAUAUUGAAUGCCAGAAAGCCUUUCGGAAGGAUGCAGUUUUUGUCAAUCCCAUGGAGAAGCCCUGUAAGUGGGAUGAAUCUGAAAUAGCCUUUCUCCAGAUGUCAGACCUCAGUGUACAUCCAACAUCUCCUAUGGAAAUGAAACCCUAUGAAUGCAACGCAUGUGGGAAAUCCUUCUGUAAGAAGUCAAAAUUCAUUAUACAUCAGAGGACUCACACAGGAGAGAAACCUUAUGCAUGUAAUCAGUGUGGGAAAUCCUUCUGCCAAAAGGGAACCCUCACUGUACAUCAGAGAACACACACAGGGGAGAAGCCCUAUGAAUGUAAGGAAUGUGGGAAAACUUUCUACCAGAAGUUACACCUCAUUCAGCAUCAGAGAACUCACUCAGGAGAGAAGCCCUAUGAAUGUAGUUAUUGUGGAAAAUCAUUUUGCCAGAAGACGCACCUCACCCAACACCAGAGAACACAUUCAGGAGAGAGACCCUAUGUUUGUCAUGACUGUGGAAAAACCUUCUCCCAGAAGUCAGCACUUAAUGACCAUCAUAAAAUUCACACAGGCGUGAAACUCUAUAAGUGUAAUGAAUGUGGGAAAUGCUUCUGCCGCAAGUCUACCCUCACAACACAUCAGAGGACACACACAGGAGAGAAACCCUAUGAAUGUAAUGAAUGUGGAAAAUUUUUCUCUCGGUUAUCAUAUCUCACUGUACAUUAUAGGACUCAUUCAGGAGAGAAACCCUAUGAAUGUAAUGAAUGUGGGAAAACCUUCUACCUGAAUUCAGCCCUCAUGAGACAUCAGAGAGUACACACCGGAGAGAAACCCUAUGAAUGUAAUGAAUGUGGAAAAUUAUUCUCCCAGUUGUCAUACCUCACUAUACAUCAUAGAACUCAUUCAGGAGUGAAACCUUAUGAAUGUAAUGAAUGUGGGAAAACCUUCUACCAGAAUUCAGCCCUUUGCAGACAUCGAAGAAUACAUAAAGGGGAGAAGCCCUAUGAAUGUUAUAUAUGUGGGAAAUUUUUCUCUCAGAUGUCAUACCUCACGAUACAUCAUAGAAUCCAUUCAGGAGAGAAACCUUACGAAUGUAAUGAAUGUGGGAAAACCUUUUGUCAGAAUUCAGCCCUUAAUCGACAUCAGAGAACGCACACUGGAGAGAAAGCCUAUGAGUGUUACGAAUGUGGAAAAUGCUUCUCUCAGAUGUCAUAUCUCACCAUACAUCACAGAAUUCAUUCUGGAGAGAAACCCUUUGAAUGUAAUGAAUGUGGAAAGGCCUUCUCUCGAAUGUCAUAUCUUACUGUACAUUACAGAACUCAUUCAGGAGAGAAACCCUAUGAAUGUAGCGAAUGUGGGAAAAAAUUCUACCACAAAUCAGCCUUCAACAGCCAUCAGAGGAUCCAUAGGCGAGGGAAUAUGAAUGUGCUUGAUGUGGGAAGGCUUCUCUGAAGUCAGACCUCAUUUUACAUCAGAGAACCUUUCAGUGUAAUGUUAACUCCUACCUUUGUUAAGUCAGAGUUCACACAGGGGACAGUGGACCCACCUCUGUGCAUUACUCAAACUUGUAAUCUGAGAAUUCACAGGGUGGAAACCACAACUACAACAAGACACGCGACUUGUGGGAUACCAGACUGUAAAAUGUGUGAACACAUAGAAUGUCCAUACACUUCCAUGGAGUCAGGCUGUUUCACAUAUCAGGGAAUUCAUUCCAAGGGGAGAUCUGUCAUUUUACAGAAUGUGGAAAACACUCCUCUGGAAAUUACUAAUAUUAAAAGUUAUGUUUCUGUUAUAAUAUCAAGUUUUUUGUAAUAUACAUAAUGUGAAUAAAUGUACUCCUUGUAUGAAUAGAAGCUAUAAGACUAGAUAGCUGAUCAGGACCACAAUACAGCCACAUUAGACUCAUACAUGAGUGUGUCCUGAGCAUACAGGCCUUUGUUAACUUGCUUUUUAGAAUGGUACAUUACAGGGACUAUGUUCAUUUGGAAUCAUGUUUGAAAAGGCAGAGUAUCCUAAUUGGAAUAAUUUGUAAGACAUAUGUAAGAUUAGCUAUUUUGAUAGUACAGCCAUGUUAGUACUUAGUAUGCAUUGCCACUGAGCUAGUAUUUGGUAUAUAGAAAGUAUGUUUCUUCUUGUACGCUUCCCUAGCACUUACAGAUGUAUUUGAUUAUUGUUAAUGAACUAAAUAACUAAACACUGCCAUAAUGAAGUGUUUUAUAAUGUUCACAACUAUAUCUGAGUCAGCAAGAGACAGAAAAUGAUGUAUAAAAUAGAUAGAAAACUGCAUAGGUAAUUUUAAAUUGUUAAUGCCAGAAGUCUCCAGUAGUGAGAAAAAAAAAAAACUAGUAUUCAUUGAACGCUAUACAUUUUAAAACUGAACUUAAGAUAUUCCUGUUUUUAUCUAAUUUUGAUCUAUUUUUAUUUGGAUGCCUACACAAAUGUCAAUGUGUAAACCACCAUACUAUAUAACUUAGGAAUUAUGUGUAUUUUAUUUGAUAUGAUAGCAUUUUUAAACAUUGUGCUCUACUCCUUCCUGUUCCUGAGUGAUUGAAGAACAUGUUCACGUGGGUUUGGGGCAGACAUUGCUGAGUAACCACCCUUGCCACUUGCUCCUUACUGUUUGCUGGCAGAGUUUGGGUAUCCAUUUCUCCUUAUGGAACGGGGAUAAAUCCUGAUCAGUUUCAACCAGUAAUGCUAAUCCCUUUCUCAUUACCAGAAAUGGGGUGGUCUUGGGACCCAAUUUUAGACACAUAUACAAAGGAGAUACCUGACACAUUAUUUUUGGAAAAGGUUUCCUCAAAUAUUCAAGGAGUCCUGCGGGUGACGUGGAAGCUUGCAUUGAACGUUGCCUUGCUGGGAAG